AUGGAUACCGAGGAGGAUAAACACGGGGAGAAACCCAAUGGUCUGGCGAAGGAUGAAUUAGGGGUGGGAAUACUACGCGUCGGUUCAAUCAACCGGAGGCGGUCGUCAUUCACGUCUUUGCCGUCGCCACAGGGGGAACGCCACUCUGUGACGUUUGCGCUGGUCGAGGACCUCCCCAGGAGCGAGGAUACGUGGAGGGGCUCCUCCGAGGUGUUCGAGGAGAUGCCACUGUCCCCGACGUUGCUGGCGCACGUCGGCAGGGUUGACACUGCCGAGGAGGAGGAGGACGAUGACUACUCGGUGUCGGUGUCUGCGAUGCUGCAGAGGAAGCCCUCCAGGAGGUCCAGCAGAAGGAAAAAGAGGGGGUCCUCUGGCUUUUUGAGUGAGGACGUUGCGGACGUCCCUGGGAGCUCCAGGAGACGCUCUUCAGUUUUUACUACGAGCUCUGGAGACACAGCGAUCUCGAUCGACGGGAUGGAGGAGGACACGGAGGAGAGGGUCAAGCAGCAGCAGAUUUUUGAAAAGCUUAAGGUUCAUAAGGAGGUUUUGGGGGCUGUCAAACAUCAGCCGUGGACGCUCAGGAAAAAAAUGAAAUUAGUGAGACAAGCAAAGUCGUACAUCAGAAGGCACGAGGGUGCUCUUCAGGUGCGACUCGCUCAGAGUAGGAACACCAGAGAUGUUCUAGCGCAGGUCUCGAUUUUCAUGAACAAGAAAUGGCAGUACUUUCGGCGAGAAAUCGUCAACCUGCAGACGUGGGUGGUGCCCUGGGAGCUCCGAAUAAAAGAAAUCGAGUCUCACUUCGGUUCUGCGGUCGCCUCCUACUUCAUUUUCCUCCGCUGGCUCUUCUGGAUCAACCUCGUGAUAUCCCUGAUACUGACUGUCUUCGUCGCGGUCCCGGAAAUUCUGACGGCCGAUAAGAAUUUGGCGGGAGAUCGCAAGAUCAUGCCUCCGGAAGUGAAGGCUAAGGCCACCCACUUGCUGACACUCUGGGAAUUCGAGGGAAUAAUCAAGUACUCCCCAUUCUUCUACGGAUGGUACACCAAUCGGAACUCUGAGGACGUGGGAUACAGAAUGCCGCUGGCAUAUUUUCUCGCCAAUCUCGUGAUUUAUACGUACAGCUUCGUCGCCAUAUUGCGCAAAAUGGCGGAAAAUUCGCGGAUGAGCAAAUUAUCGGAGAAGGAAGACGAGUGUGCAUUCUCCUGGAAACUCUUCACAGGGUGGGACUUCAUGAUUGGGAAUACGGAGACUGCACACAACAGGGUAGCGAGCACCAUCGUAGGGUUCAAGGAAGCACUUCUGGAAGAAGCGGAGAAGGAAAAACAACUCGGACACUGGAAAAUCACAACAGUUCGAAUUCUCGUGAACCUCGCAGUGAUCUUCCUCCUGGCAUUAUCCGCCUACGCAGUAGUGCAGUUAGUAGCGAGGAGUAUGCAGCCAGAGGCGACAAGCAGUUGGUGGAGGCAGAACGAGAUAACAGUAGUGAUGUCCCUGAUCUCCUUCAUCUUCCCGAUAUUCUUCGAAGUCCUGGGAUUCGCCGAGAACUACCACCCGAGGAAGCAGUUGAGGGUGCAGUUGGCGAGGAUCAUGCUGCUGAACCUCCUCAACCUCUACUCCCUGAUCAUCGCCCUCUUCGACAAGAUAAGCCACAUGGAAGAGGAGCUGCAGGCGCUGAAACCAAAGGCCGAAGUCCCUGCCUUCUCCAUGUCGUGGAACUGCUCUCGCUGUCGAGACGUUAAAGUUCCCUGUGGGGAGUUCCCAUCAGGUGUCAUGACCACCUCCACCUCCUCGAGAAAGUCGAGGAUGCUGACCACUGGCCUAGCAGCAAUGAGCUUGAUCAUGGCUCCAAACUCAACGGAAAACUCAAUACUCCAAACGAACGCCUUCGAGCCGCGCGCCAACGAUCUUCUCGGCGAAACUCUGAUCAACGUCGACGGAUCCAUGGAUUACGACGCCCUGAUGACGUUAGAGGAGAAUUCAACCGUGUCCGCGGUGGCUGAGAAUCGAACGUUCGAUCCACCAGAGGACGAUCGAGGGAGGUGGUCUUACCCCGAGGGACAAGAGCCCGAAAACCCCCAGGACAACUACGACGAUUACGAUGUCAACAUUAAUUACGACGAAGUCUCAACGUCGACUGAGGGCUCGAAUGAUUCCGCAACCGUUGAACAAGAGGCUGUUCCUGAGGAACUGUCGACGACCAAAUCUCCCGAUCGAGGAGUAAAACUGAGGGAAUGUGUCGUCAAGGGUUGUGGUGUGUGCGAGACCCCGGAUUCCUGGGGGGAAGACAGGAGAAACACUCAAGUGAGUCUCACAGCUAUUUCGAGACUCAAUAUAACGACUAAACGAAAGCUGAGGAAACUGUGCUGGGAAACGAUGUUCGGGCAGGAGCUGGCCAAGCUCACGAUGAUGGAUCUAGUCCUCACGAUCAUUGCUACGCUGGGGGUGGACUUUCUUCGAGCCGUUUUCGUGAGGUACACGCACAGCUGGUGGUGCUGGGAUUUGGAGAAGAAGUUUCCGCAGUACGGGGACUUCAAGAUUGCGGAGAAUAUCCUGCAUUUGGUUAAUAACCAGGGGAUGGUGUGGAUGGGGAUGUUCUUCAGUCCUGGGUUGACUGCUCUCAAUCUUGUCAAGCUGGGGAUUCUCAUGUACUUGAGGUCUUGGGCGGUCAUGACGUGCAAUGUGCCACAUGAAGUUGUGUUCAAAGCCUCGAGGUCCAAUAAUUUUUAUCUCGCAUUGCUCCUCACGAUGUUAUUCCUCUGCGUUCUCCCUGUGGGAUACGCUAUCGUCUGGGUCAAGCCUUCCUGGCACUGCGGGCCUUUCGCCGGAUAUCACAGGAUUUACUACAUGGCGACGCAAAGUCUGAAGGACACGCUACCCCGAAAAGCUCACAAGGCUUUGGACUACAUCGCAUCCCCCGGUAUCGUGAUUCCCCUCAUCGUCCUGAUGACAUUGAUAAUUUACUACAUGGUCUCACUAACAGGCUCUCUCAGAGAAGCCAAUAACGAUCUCAAGAUUCAAUUGCGGUAUGAGAGGACCGAGGAGCGACGAAAAAUGUUCAAAAUCGCAGAGAAAAGGGGACAAGCGCAGGAUACUCCCUUCGCAAAGUGGAAGAAAAUACUACCGCCGACGGGAAGAACAGGAAGAACAGCAGCUUCGGACACACUGAAAAUCUCAAAAGGGAUUGGUAAUAUUCUCCAAGAAAAACGUAAAGGAGCAAUCGAGAGAAUUCGCAAUUUAACGUCUGAAGCUGACGAGACAACCGACGCAGAACCAUCAUCG
Messenger RNA from Diachasma alloeum, 3276 nucleotides. Its product is annotated as transmembrane channel-like protein 3. NCBI's taxonomy places the organism in Eukaryota, Metazoa, Arthropoda, Insecta, Hymenoptera, Braconidae. The record is from RefSeq and is a predicted model, not a curated record. The transcript has 9 exons. Gene Ontology annotation, molecular function: mechanosensitive monoatomic ion channel activity. Gene Ontology annotation, cellular component: plasma membrane. The annotation marks the transcript as partial.